This is a messenger RNA of Microdochium trichocladiopsis, 840 nucleotides long. RefSeq lists its product as uncharacterized. Gene Ontology annotation, molecular function: nucleic acid binding. The record is from RefSeq and is a predicted model, not a curated record. The coding region runs from base 1 to 840 and encodes 279 amino acids. The transcript has 3 exons. Lineage: Eukaryota; Fungi; Ascomycota; Sordariomycetes; Xylariales; Microdochiaceae.
AUGGAGGCUAGGCAGCACCAGUCGCACCAACUUCGCCGAGACCUUCGACGCAUUCAGUGGCAACAAGAACUUUGCCGACAUGGAACUCAACAGCGUGGUCUGGCUCGAGACCAGUCUUCCCGAGCCAACGAGACCAAGCGUCGCCGUGCCUCUGACCGCUUGAGGGACGCAAUUCUUGGUGACUCACCCCCUCCCCAGCCCAAGAACAAGCAGCCCUGGCACAUGUCUCCCACGCCAGCCAGCCCAACCCCCGCUGGUCAAGAUCCUGGUGAUGGUGAUAUGGCGGCUGCAACCCCUGUUCUGGGUGAUCAAAGUCUUGGUAAUCAUGGUCUUGGCGCCCAGGGUCCUGAUGAUCAGGGUCCUGAUGAUCAGGGCCCUGAUGGUCAGGGUCUUGGUCUUGGCAUCAGUCUCGAUGGUCACGGUCGUGGCCAUGGUCCGAACUUGGGCUUCACUGGUCCUCCUGGUGCUAGUCGUGGUUCAGCUCAAGGCGGACUUGGCUUCAAUACUUCGGGAAAGAACGGCGUGACUAUGAAGGAUAUCCUCGAGGAUCCAGCUAUCCCCAAAGUCUUCUUCGACGUCCGUAGCGGCGCUGACGCGUUGUACGCUCACUUCAACAUUGCCCUCCAGGGAGUCGAGGAUGUGCAACUGAUGGAGAAUGUUGCGCGACGAAGGGCCAUCCAAGAGAUUUCUCACGGCCUCGCUAAAUGCGUCGAGCCUCACGGUAGUGACAGAGCGCUUGGCCCGUGGCGGGAUAACGAGACUGUCAAUGGGAGCUUUGGGACCAAUACGACAGCUUGCCCGUUAAGGCCAAACUACAUUAACGUUACUCCUGACUCGUGA